Harpegnathos saltator (Jerdon's jumping ant) is the source of this 1985-nucleotide messenger RNA. Its product is annotated as RNA polymerase II-associated factor 1 homolog. Lineage: Eukaryota; Metazoa; Arthropoda; Insecta; Hymenoptera; Formicidae. The record is from RefSeq and is a predicted model, not a curated record. Gene Ontology annotation, biological process: transcription elongation by RNA polymerase II. Gene Ontology annotation, molecular function: chromatin binding; RNA polymerase II complex binding. Bases 121 to 1722 code for a protein of 533 amino acids. The transcript has 9 exons. Gene Ontology annotation, cellular component: Cdc73/Paf1 complex.
UGUGUCGCCCUCGGCCUCUCGACCAAGCCAAAGGCGAACUAAUCAGUUCUGUCACCAGUAAAACAAUGGGACUCAAGUGGGAGUUAGGAAUAGGACUCCCUGUUUGUCUAGCAAUAUAAUAUGGCACCUACUAUUCAAACCAAUCAAACCGAGAGAGAUAAACAUCCGGCUAGGCCAGCGGAGAAGAGGUCCGAAUUAAUAUGUCGUGUUAAAUAUUGCAAUACACUGCCGGACAUUCCAUUUGAUCCGAAAUUUAUAACAUAUCCCUUUGAGCCAUCCAGAUUUAUUCGUUACAAUCCGACAUCGUUAGAGCGGAAUUACAAGUACGAAGUACUGACAGAACAUGAUUUGGGUGUCGAGAUUGAUCUGAUAAACAAGGAUACAUAUGCAGGGGAUCCUAAUGCGCAGUUGGAUCCAGCUGAUGAGAAGCUACUUGAGGAAGAUGUUCUUACACCACAAGACUCUAAGAGAUCCAGACAUCAUGCUAGAAGUGUAUCUUGGCUUAGACGUACUGAAUAUAUUUCUACAGAAACUACCAGAUUUCAACCACAGAGUGUAGAUAAGGUUGAAGCUAAAGUUGGUUAUAGUAUUAAGAAGAACUUUAAGGAGGAAACAUUAUAUAUGGACCGUGAGAGUCAAAUAAAGGCUAUAGAAAAGACAUUUGAAGACAAUAAGAAGCCAAUUGAAAGGCAUUACAGCAAACCAAAUGUAAUACCUGUAGAGAUACUACCAGUAUAUCCAGACUUUAAGUUGUGGAAAUAUCCAUGUGCUCAAGUUAUAUUUGAUUCUGAUCCUGCACCAUCUGGACGCUCUGUACCUGCGCAGAUUGAAGAAAUGUCUCAAGCUAUGAUACGGGGUGUGAUGGAUGAAAGUGGCGAACAGUUUGUGGCAUACUUUUUGCCACUAGAGGAAACGUUAGAUAAGCGCCGACGGGACUUUACCGCUGGUAUUGACUACGCUGAUGAGGAGGAAUAUGAAUACAAAAUGGCGAGGGAAUAUAAUUGGAACGUCAAGAGCAAAGCUUCCAAAGGAUACGAAGAGAAUUAUUUCCUCGUGAUAAGACAAGAUGGGGUCUAUUAUAACGAGCUAGAGACACGCGUGCGGCUGAGUAAACGUCGUCAGAAAGCUGGGCAGCAGCCGAAUAACACGCGCUUGAUAGUGCGUCAUCGACCGCUAAACGCUAUCGAAUUCAGAAUGCAAAGAUACCGAGAGAAGCAAUUGGAACCACCAGGAGAAGAUGACGAAGAUGAAGAGGAAGAAGAGGAGGAACAAGAGAUUCAACAGGAGGUGGAGAAAGCUGAUGGAAAAGGUUCCGAAGGAGAGAACGAGGUGGGUUCCCAGGCAUCAUCGAGACCGUCCUCGCGGGUUUCCAGCAGGAAAUCGCGAUCUCGCUCGAAAUCCGCAUCGAGAUCAAAAUCUCGCUCACGUUCACCGUCCAAGUCUAGAUCGCGUUCUCGAUCGCGCUCCGCGUCGCAUUCGCUGUCUAGAUCACGAUCGAGGUCUGGUAGUCCUCAGUCUAGGAACUCAUCUAGGUCAAGAUCGCGAUCCAAAUCUGCGUCGAGGUCGCGCUCCGUAUCCCCUGCCAAAUCACCGUCACCGCGAUCUCGAUCAAGUUCCAAGUCCAGAUCGAAGUCACGUUCGCAGUCGAGAUCAAGAUCCGUUAGCGGUAGUGGCAGCGAUACCGGCAGCGCAAGCGGCGAAAGCGGUUCCGAGAGCGAGUGAAUCAAGUAGCAUAUGGCAAUAACGCGAUUUUCCCAUUUUCUGAGCAUUGUCAUUCUUGUCUCAUUUAUUUUCCCAUUAUUUCAGCCAAUAUUCGUUCACGCACACGUUACUUCUUCAAAGGAUCAUGUCGAAAAGAGUAUCAGAGUAAUGAAUUUGAAAAUAUUCAAGGUCGAUUCUUGACGAUGGAUAUAUGUAUAUGUAUAUACAAUUGUUAAUAGAGUAUAUGAAUUCUAAGCAUUAGAUAAAGAAUAAAAGGAACGAUA